Penicillium cinerascens is the source of this 1110-nucleotide messenger RNA. RefSeq lists its product as uncharacterized. Gene Ontology annotation, cellular component: THO complex part of transcription export complex. Gene Ontology annotation, molecular function: protein binding. Gene Ontology annotation, biological process: mRNA export from nucleus. The transcript has 3 exons. The coding region runs from base 1 to 1110 and encodes 369 amino acids. Lineage: Eukaryota; Fungi; Ascomycota; Eurotiomycetes; Eurotiales; Aspergillaceae. The record is from RefSeq and is a predicted model, not a curated record.
AUGGCGCCCCUUCCGCGCCGAGAACUCCUCUCCAAGGAACGCUUUCCUCUCGUUUUCGGCAGCGUGAAGACCCAGAACUACAACGAUCCCGCUGCCAAAGGACCAGGAUCGCAUACCAUUCGUACACUCGCAUGGAACCCCGCUGGCCAGCUGAUUGCGACUGGCUCCGCUGAUCGAACACUUCGAAUCUGGAACCCCGAGCGCCCUGCUGUCCGAUACUCGACAGAGCUGCGCGGACACUCUGCCGGCAUCGAGAAGGUCCUCUUCAACCCCGUCCGAGAUGCAGAGUUGGCGAGCUGCUCCACGGAUGGAACGGUGCGCUUUUGGGAUGUGCGCUCCAAGACAUGCGUGAGCCGCCUGGACGUCGGCGGCGAGGCAUUUACACUCUCCUGGUCCGCUGAUGGUAGUACUAUGAUUGUAGGAAGAAAGGACGAUACUUUGAUCCCGAUCUCUGUACAAUCACCCUCAAGUCCAAAUAUCAUGGCGAACGGCUCGAGCAACAGCUCUUCCAAACCUGGCGCAUCAACCUUCACAGCACUCUCAUCACACCCUCAACCUGUCCAAACAAAUGCCACCACCUUCUCCAACCAUAUCGCAACCGACGACUCCCCUGACCUCUACUUCUUCGCAACAACAGGCGAAGGCACCGUCAAAAUUAUGAAGUACCCCUCCUUCGAUAUCGCCCACACUCUCAACGCACACACCUCCUCCUGCAUGGCCGUCUCCCUCGCUCCGACAGGUCGCUACCUCGCCAUCGGCGGCAGCGACGCGCUCAUCUCGCUAUGGGACACGACAGACUGGAUCUGCCACCGCACAUUAUCCAGUGAGAAUGGCGGCGGUAUCCGCGGUGUCAGCUGGAGCUUCGAUGGGCGGUUUAUUUGCGGCGCUUGGGAUGAGCCCGGGUGUGGUGGGAAUGGUUUGCAGAUUUUCCAUGCUGAGUCGGGCGAGAGCGUUUACUCUGUACCGACGAAUGGUAUCAAUGCUAGUGUCCCUGCCGUGGCGUGGCAUCCUUCUAGGUAUUGGUUGGCUUACUCGACGACUAACGAUGGGCCUGGCAGUGGCGGCGCUGGCGGAUUGAAGAUUGUUGGUGCUGCCGGUGGUAAUCUGUGA